AUGUCGUACUCCUCGCCCUCCUCUUCCGUCGCUCCGCUCUCCCAAGCCACGCACGACGCGCUCUUCCCGGCGUGCUCCGACGACGCCUCCGCUGGCGGCUUCUCGGCCGACGCACUUCUUGAGGCGCUUCGGCCCUGCACUGAAGCCGACGACGCGGCUCCGCUCGCUGAGCAGCCCGCUGGCCUGACGACAAAGCUGCACGAGUACCAGCGACAAGCGCUGCAUUGGCUGAAGUCGCGAGAGAUCGCCGCCAACGACCAGCUCCUUUGCGAGGCCGGCACCGGCGGCGGUCUCCUCUGCGACGAGAUGGGUCUCGGCAAGACGCUGGAGGUCAUUGCCCUCGUGUAUGAUCACCGCCUUGUUGCUGCCUCGAAGUCAGCUCCCAGAUCGGCUCCCAAGAGGGUGGCCAGAGCGGCGGCUUCCGCACCAGCCAAGAGACUGGCUGUCGCUCCCUCACCAGAGUCAACCGCCAAUCCGAAGUCCUGCGGAGCUACCCUCAUCGUGACACCGGCGGCGAUCGCUUCUCAGUGGGAGAGCGAGCUGGCAAAGCACGCCGCCGGGCUGCGCUGGAUGCGAUACACGGGCAUGGACCGUCAGAAUCCGAUGGGCGUCGACGCGUUCCUCGAUGCCGACGUCGUCCUCUGCACGUACGAUGUGCUCGGGCGCGAGGUUCACUAUUUGGAGGAUACAAACGGCACCACCACGAGCCUGCGGCACGUGAAGCGGUUCAAGGUGGAGCAGUCGCCGCUCACGAAGCUCCUCUUCUGGCGCGUCGUUCUCGAUGAGGUCCAGAUGAUUGGCGGCUCGGGCACUCGGCAGUGCAGCAAGACAGCGCGCGCGAUCGCGGCCGUCAAUCGGUGGGCGGUCACCGGAACCCCCGUCAGCAGCGGCGUCUCUGACCUCGAGCCGCUGGUCGAGUUCGUGCUCGGCGCGGGCGGUCUCGCCGAGGCGGGAUGGCGCUCACUCGUCAUUGCGUUCCAGAGCAAGAGGCGGGGGGCGGCGGCGGCGAUGCACCACUUCUUGCGCGGCAAACUGUGGCGGCAGACAAAGGCGCGCGUGCUCGGCGAGGUGUCGCUGCCGCCGCAGCGCGUGCACACGCUGACCCUCGAGCUCUCGCCGGUCGAGCGGUGGUAUUAUGAGAAUUUGGUGCUGCCUGCCGCGAAGAGCCGGGCAGACACGCACGCCAUCAGCACGGUGAUGCCACAGCUGAAGUACGCUUGCCUCGCCCCGCCCACGUGCGGGGAUCCCGUCAUGCGCCACGCGGUGCGCUACAGCUGGAACAGCUACCGCAUUGAGGAGCUCGAUGAGGAUGGCGACGCGCCUCUCCUCACCUGCAUGCGGUACGAGGCGCAGCGGCUCCUGUCCAACGUGGACAGCGUCGAGCGGCAUCGCGUUUUCGGCUCGUGCCGGACGAUGCACGAUUGCGACUUCCGCGUGCUCUUCGAGCUCGCCGGACUCUCUUACGUCGCGCGCGGGGCACCGACCGAGGUGGCCCAGGCCGCCUGCGGCGUGGCCUUCGUCUUCCGUGCAGCCGAGUACAAGGCUCGCGAGUGGCUGCCUUCCCCAGCCGAGUGCAAGGUCUUGAACUGGCCCACGAAGCGAUCGCAGCUGCCCUCCUACCUCCGACCCGCGCACCCAUCCCGCCUCGCCGCCAUCGUCUCGGAGCUUUCCCCGGAGGAGAGCCCGACCACGACGAAGCGCACGUGCUACCAGCUCUUGCAGUGGGGCGUCUGGGGGCCGCACACGACUCAGAUCGGACACAACUACCACGGUGUGGUCUACCUCGACGAGGCGUCGGGCAUCUGGACGACGAAGCGCCCGGCGCCGGUCUAUGGUCGGAACGCUUUCUCGGCGUCGGGGGUCCAGACCACCUUCGAGGGCAAAUUCCUCGCCCCGUCUUACCUGCAGCCGCCCCCAGUCCGCAGUCACGUGAUCCGGAUCAGCGUGGCGGAGCAGUUCGAGCGCCUGGACCCGCGAAAGCGAGGCAACGAGCUCAUCUUCAGCAUGCUCCCGGACGAGCACUCGCGCAUGCGGUCCGCCCGGCUGGCGAUGUGCAAGCGGCGUGACGCGCUGCUGCGGGUCUGCUUGCCGGCCACGACCCUCUUCGGCCCCUCGCCCUUCCCGUCGCCCGAGAGGCCGCGGCAGCUGGUCAUGUGCUCGCCGCCGCACCCGCUCGCGUCGUCACUCGCGGGCGUCGAGGUGCGUGAGGACGUCCACCUCUCGACCAAGCUCACUCGCCUGGUGCAGCUCCUCUCCUCGGUGCGGCCCGAGAAGGCGGUGAUCUUUGCCUCGUACAACGAGGGGCUCGAGCAUGCCAAGAAGGUGCUCAAGCGGGUCGAGAUCGGCGCCGUCCGCGUCAGCAAGACGGGCAAGACUGCGGCCAAGUCGAUCGCCGCCUUCAUGAACGACCCCUCCAUCCAGGUCUGCCUCCUGCAUUUGGGCCAGGACGCGGCGGGGCUCACGCUGACCGUGGCGCAGCACGUCGUCUUCCUCGACCCCGUGGAGGAUGUCGGCACGAUGCGCCAGGCGGGGGCUGUCGGGCGGGUGCACCGCAUCGGCCAGACCAAGGAGACGAACGUGUGGCACCUCGUCGCCGCUGACACCGCCGAGGAAGGGCUUCACGCUCGCCUCCGCGCCCGCACGGCCCAGCACGCCGCCGCUGCAGCCGAUGGCCCCGUCCUGAUCGACGACGGGCCGGGGCUGGCCGUUCGCUCGCUGCUCGCGCGGCCCCUCGACUUUUACUCCGCGAGGCGACUCCGCGCGUGGCACUUCUGGCUCAACGCGGCCGUCCGGCGGCUCACGGGCAGCGAGCUGCCGCGCGACGUGAGCGACGACCUGUGGCAGCUCGCGUCUCGCCGCAACGAGGAGUGAGAGGCGAGAGACGCGCGCUCCGCCAGAAGACUGGCGCGAACAGGACGGCCGGAGAACACGCGGUGAGACGACGCGAGCUCGUUUCCCAGCGCACCCCGCACCAAUUCGUCACCAACAGAGCAGGAAGAGAAGACCCGCGUGUGCCGUGUGCAGUGUGUGUGUGCGUGCCCUGUGCCGUUGCGCGCGUUGUGCGGCCGCUGUCAACUGCACACGGUCCCCGGCGCGCGAGAACGCGCACGCACCCCAGCGACCACAAAGCGAGCGCGCCGCCGGCCCCGUGGCGCGUGGGCCGUGGCCGCGUGUGGGCCCCGUGCCCGUGCCCCCCCUCUCGUGUGACGAGCGCUCCUCAUUGACGAUUGAGCUCCGACUCCUGUUGUGGGCGGGGUUCGGCAAAACAAUACGACGACUGAA
This is a messenger RNA of Emiliania huxleyi CCMP1516, 3282 nucleotides long. RefSeq lists its product as hypothetical. NCBI's taxonomy places the organism in Eukaryota, Haptophyta, Isochrysidales, Noelaerhabdaceae. Gene Ontology annotation, molecular function: ATP-dependent chromatin remodeler activity; ATP binding. The record is from RefSeq and is a predicted model, not a curated record. Bases 1 to 2871 code for a protein of 956 amino acids. The transcript has 5 exons.